Messenger RNA from Perkinsus marinus ATCC 50983, 699 nucleotides. RefSeq lists its product as hypothetical. Gene Ontology annotation, biological process: purine nucleoside catabolic process. The transcript is spliced from 5 exons. Gene Ontology annotation, molecular function: zinc ion binding; guanosine deaminase activity. NCBI's taxonomy places the organism in Eukaryota, Perkinsozoa, Perkinsida, Perkinsidae. The coding region runs from base 1 to 699 and encodes 232 amino acids. The record is from RefSeq and is a predicted model, not a curated record.
AUGGAGGCUGCAGUGCUCAGCGCUACGACUGGGGUGAAGCUGAAAGAAGGAGGGCCUUUCGGUGCUUGCAUCACCCGCAAUGACGUUGUUGUUUGUUGCGCUCACAACACAUUUUUUUCGGACCGUGAUCCAACUUGUCACGCUGAGAUGAAUGCUAUCCGUAUGGCUAUGCAUCUGCUGAAGACUGAUGAUCUCGCUGGUUGCGUUAUUUACUCAUCUUUUGAGCCCUGCCCUAUGUGCUGGGGUGCAAUACUAGCAAGUGGAAUAAGGCUACUUUAUGUCGGCUUGGACCGUCAUACUGCAGCUAAGAACGGUGUGGAAUAUCUGGGCUUUUAUGAUGCCAUUCUUGACACUAAGGAGAGCAUUUCCCCAAUGAUGCACAUCAACCCACCAGCAUCUGACAGUGAUGAGAAAAUCAUUUCUAUGCUUACUUCUCCUGAGCAUUGCAUAAUUGUCAACAAGGAUAACAAGAUUAUAGCUGAUAGCAGUACACCUUCCAUCGAGUCGUUCACGGAUUCUGUGGACACUCUAAUGGUUAAGACUAUUCGUCUGGCUUGUCGAGCGAUCAAUUCGCCCUACCUCCAAGGCUGCAAAAUUUUCACCUUGGAAGCACCAGAUGUCGAGUCGCAUGCUGCCUGUCUAUGGGCUCUCGUUGAUUCCCUUCACUACUGUUCUGAGGCCCUACCUGGUUCGAGGUGA